GUGUGGAAAUGGCAGCAGAAAUCGAAAGUUUAGAGAAGUUGUUGGGAGACAAACUGCCAGCUUCAGAGCUGAAAGAGGUCAAGAGAAUUUUGUAUGGCAAAGAGCUGAGAGAGCUCAAACUUCCUGAGGAGCUGGUGUUGGAUGCUGAAGGGAAGAAUGUGGAUCUUGCAGGCUAUGUCUUUGAGGCAGCCCCGGAGGAGACCAGGUCACCAAGGGUGGUGCGAAUUGGUGCCAUUCAGAAUAAGAUUGUGCUACCUACAACUGCAUCAAUAAUUGAGCAGCGUUCAGCUCUUCAUGCCAAUGUGGGUGAUAUGAUCAGAAUGGCCGGGGAGUCCGGGGUGAACAUCGUCUGCCUGCAGGAAGCCUGGAAUAUGCCUUUUGCUUUUUGCACAAGGGAGAAACUGCCUUGGACACAAUUUGCAGAGUCAGCAGAAAGAGGACCAUCUACAGCCUUUUUGUCCGAGCUUGCAAAGAGGUACAACAUGGUGAUUAUCUCCCCUAUUUUGGAGCGAGAUGAAGACAUUGACGAUGUUAUCUGGAACACAGCAGUGGUAAUAUCAAACAGUGGCAGUGUGAUUGGGAAGACAAGAAAAAACCACAUUCCACGAGUGGGCGAUUUCAAUGAGGCCACCUAUUAUAUGGAGGGUAAUACAGGACACCCUGUAUUUCAGACCCAGUUUGGUAAAAUUGGAGUGAACAUCUGCUAUGGCCGGCAUCACCCCCUUAACUGGCUUAUGUUCGGGAUUAAUGGGGCGGAGAUUGUGUUCAACCCCUCAGCCACAGUGGGGGCACUCAGUGAACCCAUGUGGCCUGUAGAAGCCCGAUGUGCUGCCAUUGCCAAUUCCUACUUCUCUGUGGCCAUUAAUAGAGUUGGAACUGAGGUGUUUCCUAAUGAAUUCACUUCCGGAGAUGGCAAACCUAGUCACAAAGAUUUUGGACAUUUCUAUGGAUCGAGCUAUGUCGCCGCUCCAGAUGGAAGUCGCAGUCCGGGUUUGUCGCGGGUCAGGGAUGGCUUGCUGAUUGCAGAGGUUGACCUUAACCUCUGUAGACAGGUCAAGGACAAAUGGGGAUUUCAGAUGACUCGCAGACUUCCCCUCUAUGCUGAAUCGCUGACAAAAGCGGCGCAGCUGGAUUAUCAGCCACAACUUGUCAAGGAGAAUUAGAACCCAGAAUGAUGGAGACCAUGUUGUUGAUGGAGACCAUGUUGUUGAUGGAGACCAUGUUGUUGAUGGAGACCAUGUUGUCGAUGGAGACCAUAUUGUCG
This is a messenger RNA of Liolophura sinensis, 1264 nucleotides long. RefSeq names its product beta-ureidopropionase-like. The transcript is spliced from 14 exons. Lineage: Eukaryota; Metazoa; Mollusca; Polyplacophora; Chitonida; Chitonidae. Gene Ontology annotation, molecular function: beta-ureidopropionase activity. The record is from RefSeq and is a predicted model, not a curated record. The coding region runs from base 9 to 1163 and encodes 384 amino acids.